UAGUAUUCUCUGGCGGCAGCCUUCCUAUGCCUGCCAGACGCUACACUUUUAAAAGAUGCAUAUUUGUUUAGGAAUUAGUGGCGCCGAGGAGGCCACGGGACGGGAAGCCUCUUGCAUUUUUAGACUUCUUGAAAAUUACACUAUUCCUGAGCAACUUGCCGAGGAAUAAUUUGUAAACGCCAUAGUGAAGCUUUUAUUUUUGAUGUUAUUGGCAGAAUGAAAAUUUGAUUAUAAACCUGAAGCUUUUAUCCGUCAGACUACUUUUGAGAUUUAUAUGCGAUGUCUGGACAUUUAACUAUCAUUGAAGGUUCUCAGGAGCUGGGCCUUGAUUUUUGCUGGAGUUAAUGUUGUAUUAAAACAGGACUUCGAACGUGCAAGUAGGAAUCCAAGUAGUAUUUUAUGACUGAGGAUGUUAACGUUCAUUUUGUAUUAUUAUUCUGAUAUCAUUUGUCUAAAGUUGUCUUAUUACUUAAUGUAAAAAGGAUGUUGGAUAUCCAGUAUUUAUGGCUCAGAGAAUUUUGACGUAAGUAAACACAGUUUUAGUUCCCUCAGUUUGGAAAUUAUUUUUUUUCUUAACUUUUUGAUUGAGAUAUAAAAUAUCUAUGAAGUCAUCAAGCGCAUAAAUCUUAGUUGUACACCUCAGUGAAUGUUUAUGUUUUUAUUAACUUGUGCAACCACCAGCUUUCAUAUUAUACCUGUAGAACAUUUUCAUCAUUCCAGGAGUUUCCCACUGCUUCUUCCAAGUCAGUUAUACCCCUGCCCACCCCCCAAUCAGUAUUCUGAUUUCUGUCAUCAUCUAUUAGUUUUGUCUAUUUGGGGCUUGAUAUUAAUGGAAUCCUACAGUAUACUCAGCAUAUUGAUUUAUGAGAUUCAUCCAUAAUGUUUCAUGUAUCAGUAGUUAAUUCUUUUUUAUUGCUGUGUAGUAAUCCAUUGCAUCAUUAUAUGGCACUCCUCUGUUGGUGGAUAUUUAUGUUUCCAGUUUUUGUAUAUUAUGUAUUUUGAAGAAUGCUAUGAACAUUCUUAUAAAUGUCUUGGUGAACAUCUGUGCAUUUCUGUCAGCUGUGGAAUGGCUAAAUCAUAAGAAAAAUCACCACCCAUGUCAUGGAUUUUAUCUGAUUGUGUAGAUCAGAUUUCCUUAUUUUGGAUAUCAUGGUAACAGUAUAUGAAAUAUGCAUUAUUUCUCAUUUCUGCAAGUAGAAUUCACUGCUGAAGGAAGAAAUUUUUUAAGCUACAGCCAAAUUCAUUUUGGUACCUUUUAUGGAAAUCCUGAUUUUGUUUUUACUUUUUUAUAACCUUUCGCAAAAGGUAUGAACAAGCAAAGAGCACAUCUCAUUAGGCAAGUGCACAUUAAUAAGAAUGCCUAGAAGAGGAUUGAUUCUUCAGACCCGGACUCACUGGCUACUGUUGGGUCUCGCUUUACUCUGCAGUUUAAUAUUAUUUUUGUACCUUCUGGAAUGUGCCCCCCAGACUGAUGGAAAUGCAUCUCUUCCCGGUAUCGUUGGAGAAAAUUAUGGUAAAGAGUAUUAUCAAGCCCUCCUACAGGAGCAAGAAGAACAUUAUCAAACCAGAGCAACCAGUCUGAAACGCCAAAUUGCCCAAUUAAAACAAGAAUUGCAAGAAAUGAGUGAGAAGAUGAGAUCACUGCAAGAGAGAAAGAAUGUAGGGGCUAAUGGCAUAGGCUAUCAAGGCAACAAAGAGCAAGCACCUAGUGAUCUUUUAGAGUUUCUUCAUUCACAAAUUGACAAAGCUGAAGUUAGCAUAGGAGCCAAACUAUCUAGUGAGUAUGGAGUCAUUCCCUUUGAAAGUUUUACCUUAAUGAAAGUAUUCCAGUUGGAAAUGGGUCUCACUCGCCAUCCUGAGGAAAAACCAGUUAGAAAAGAUAAGCGAGAUGAAUUGGUAGAAGUUAUUGAAGCUGGCUUGGAGGUCAUUAAUAAUCCUGAUGAAGACGAUGAACAGGAAGAUGAGGAUGGUCCCCUUGGAGAAAAACUGGUAUUUAAUGAAAAUGACUUCAUAGAAGGUUAUUAUCGCACUGAGAGAGAUAAGGGCACACUGUAUGAACUCUUUUUUAAGAAAGCAGACCUUAUGGAAUAUAGACAUGUGACUCUCUUCCGCCCUUUUGGACCUCUCAUGAAAGUGAAGAGCGAGAUGAUUGACAUUACUAGAUCAAUUAUUAAUAUCAUUGUGCCGCUUGCUGAAAGAACUGAAGCAUUUGCACAGUUUAUGCAGAACUUCAGGGAUGUAUGUAUUCAUCAGGACAAGAGAAUUCAUCUCACAGUGGUGUAUUUUGGUAAAGAAGGACUAUCUAAAGUCAAGUCUAUCCUAGAAUCUGUCACAAGUGAGUCUGAUUUUCACAAUUACACCUUGGUCUCAUUGAAUGAAGAAUUUAAUCGUGGACGAGGACUAAAUGUGGGUGCCCGAGCUUGGGACAAGGGAGAGGUCUUGAUGUUUUUCUGCGAUGUUGAUAUAUAUUUCUCAGCUGAAUUCCUUAACAGCUGCCGGUUAAAUGCUGAGCCAGGUAAGAAGGUGUUUUACCCUGUGGUGUUUAGUCUUUACAACCCUGCCAUUGUUUAUGCCAAUCUGGAUGUGCCCCCGCCUGUGGAACAGCAGCUGGUUCACAAAAAGGAUUCUGGCUUUUGGCGAGAUUUUGGCUUUGGAAUGACUUGUCAAUAUCGAUCAGAUUUCCUGACCAUUGGUGGAUUUGAUAUGGAAGUAAAAGGUUGGGGUGGAGAAGAUGUUCAUCUUUAUCGAAAAUACUUACAUGGUGACCUGAUUGUGAUUCGGACUCCGGUUCCUGGUCUUUUCCACCUCUGGCAUGAGAAACGCUGUGCUGAUGAGUUGACCCCCGAGCAGUACCGCAUGUGCAUCCAGUCCAAAGCCAUGAACGAGGCCUCUCACUCACACCUGGGAAUGCUGGUCUUCAGGGAGGAGAUAGAGACGCAUCUUCACAAACAGGCAUACAGGACAAAUAGCGAAUCUGUUGGUUAAUGUAAUCAGUGACACGUUAGUCUGAACCACAAACCAGCACUAUUUAUUUAGCCUUAAUUCCAAUUCCAGAUGCAGUGCCUCUUUCAGAGAAGACAUGCUUAUCUUUUGUGUUCUUGCUGACAUUACUUUAGCAAUUUAACUUAGUGUGAGAAGAAAAAGCAAGUUUUGCAAUGCAAAGUCUCUGUUUUAUGAGUAUACUUCACUAUGGAAUCAUUGACAAAUCAAAAUCUGGUAUUUGUUCUAAGAGUAGCUUUGAGUUAAUUUUACCCGGCUUCAUGUUCUGAUGUGUGUCCUGCUUGCGUCUGGGCUGAGGGAUGGAAUGUGUUGUGCUGAAGGUGGGUUGGGAGCAUCCUGUUCCCAAAGAGAGGACGGUGUGUUAUGGAUGGAGUGUGUAGGUAAGGGCUCUUCACCUACCAACCACUGAGUCAACCUGCUUGGUUUUAAAUUAAGAUCUUUGGGCAGUUGCUUAAAGGAUCCUUUUUCACUGAAGCAGAGGAUAAUUAAAUGACACAUCUAAAAUCCCCAACUAAUCAAGAGAAGGCAGAGACAAAAAUCCCUCAACUUUGUGUUGUUGCCUAGCCCCCUCAAUGUCUGUUUUUAAACAAAUGGGUAAUAGUAGAAAAUACUAAGGUUAUAAUCUGUGGCUUGAUUAAAAAUAU
Kogia breviceps (pygmy sperm whale) is the source of this 3644-nucleotide messenger RNA. NCBI's taxonomy places the organism in Eukaryota, Metazoa, Chordata, Mammalia, Artiodactyla, Physeteridae. The record is from RefSeq and is a predicted model, not a curated record.